CGCAAAUGAAAGUGAAAGAUUAAAAUAGCAAGUAAAAUAACUGUAUAGUAUCAGAUCUGACCGGAGACCUGAGCUUUGCUUCGCUUCCUCAGUGAUGGUUUGUCUCCCGGCUGUGUCAGAGAUGUGAAUUUCACCUACUUUCUGGAUGCAAAGGGGUAACAUCUACCCAUUCCUUUAUUUAUUUGGAAGUAAUGCGGGUCACACACAGAGAAGCCAUCUGAGACCUGGAAAGCUGUCUGGAUUGAAAAUAAAACAAGAAGAAUGAGACACCAGUCAGGAUUCCUGCCCUGAGAGGAAGGUGAAGAAAGAAAGAAAGAACAUGCAGACACCAAACCUGUAGAUUUAUGACAUUCUUUUUGCUCCACUAAGGACAGAUAUUUUUCCCCUUACAGACAUGCAGCAUAAAGGCAUCAUGCUGAUUGUGUUCUUGGAGUACUUUAUUUCUGGUCUUGGUGAGGCAGAUCCAGUAAAGCUACGAACCUUCCGCUGCGACGGCCACUCCUGCAAUCCUCCUGUAGGGAAUCUAGCAACCGGCAGGACUCCAGUCUCUCUUACCACAUGUGGGCAGAACAGCACAGAACUUUAUUGCUUCUACCCAGACCAGCACCUCCUUCAUUGGGCCUCCCAAGGCUGUGGGCAGCCCCGAUGCACUAAAUGCAAUGCCAAUCAGCCUGAUAACUCCCACCUUCCCUCUGAUAUGACAGAUGAUUUCUUCCUAAAUCCUGGCUCCUGGUGGCAGUCUGCACAAGGGGUACACAGGGAAGAAAUCAGGCUGGACUUGGAAACAGCGUUCUACCUGACUCACGUCAUAGUAGUGUUCAAGUCGCCACGCCCAGCUGCUAUGGUACUGGAAAGGUCUCAGGACAAUGGCCAGACAUGGAGACCCUACAAAUAUUUUUCCGCCAACUGUACAGCAACGUUUGGGCUUCAAGAUGAUCUUAUUGAAGAGGGGUCUCUGUGCACUUCCAGGUAUUCAGAUGCAGUGCCUUGUACUAGAGGUGAGGUGAUCUAUCGUGCCUUAACUCCAACCAACAAGAUCGAAGACCCAUAUGGUCCUGAGGCCCAAGACCUCCUGAAACUCACCAACCUGCGCCUCCUUUUAUUAAAAAGGCAGGAGUGUCCCUGCCAAGGCUUGGGAUUGCUGGAGAAACCCCAGAGGUUUGCCCACUAUGCUAUCUAUGAUCUGAUUGUCCGGGGGAGUUGCUUCUGUAACGGUCAUGCAGAAGAAUGCCAGCUUGCCAAUGGGACAGGAAACACAGAGAACGUGGUCCAUGGGAAGUGUGUGUGCAGACACAACACAGCAGGGAACCACUGUGAAAGGUGUGAACCAUUAUACAACGACCAGCCUUGGAAGCCAGGAGAUGGAAAAACUGGGGCACCAAAUGAAUGCAGAAAGUGCCGUUGUCACAACCAUGCUGAUAGCUGCCACUUCAACCUGAGUGUUUGGCUGGCAUCGGGGAAACACAGCGGUGGAGUAUGUGACAACUGCAAACACAACACGGAGGGACAUCGAUGUCAAAGGUGUAAACCAGGAUUUUACAGAGAUAGGGGGAAACCUAUGUCUUCCCCAGAGGUCUGCAAACCUUGCUCCUGUCAGCCUAUGGGAUCGGCCAAUGCAACCUUCAGCAGAAGCUGGCGGUGCCACCCAAAGACGGGGUUCUGUUACUGCAAGCCAGGCGUGGCAGGCCCGAACUGUGACAGAUGCCUUAUGGGAUACUGGGGCCUUGGAGAGAAUGGCUGUCGUCCUUGUGACUGUGCCAGAGACUGCAACCCGCACACUGGAAACUGUUUCAAUGGUUAUGACAAUGAGCCAUUUUUCAACAUCCCCAUGGGUGGGCGAAUCCCUGACCUCCUACAAAUGCCAGCCAAUGAAAGCGAUGAGUGGAAAUGGAAUGAUCAGGAGCAGGGAUUUUCUGCAUUGAGACAUCCAGAAAAGUGUGUGUGCAAAGAGAAAGUGCUCGGAAGUGUCACUGAUUUCUGCCAGAUGAAAUACGCAUAUGUGAUAAAAGCAAGAAUCCUAUCGGCUCAUGACAAAGGAACCCAUGCGGAAGUUGUAGUGAAGGUAAAGAAAGUCCUGAAAUCAGGCAAAGUGAAAAUUGCUCGGAGUAACAGAAGUAUCUAUCCAGAGUCCUGGACCAACAGGGGAUGUACAUGUCCCAUUCUCAAUCCUGGAACAGAAUACCUGAUAGCAGGCCAGGAGGACUCAAGGACCAGCAAACUCCUUGUGAAUAUGAACAGUCUGGUGAAACCCUGGAAGGCGUAUUUGGGGAAACAAGUAGCAGACAUUCUUCGAACUGGGUGCAAAUAAUUUCUUCUUCAGAAGUUAAAGUCACGAACUUUAUACUUUAAUAACACUGUGGAGAAAGAUGUAGCUAGUUCAUAUAUUACCAUGCAACACGUUCCUAGCUAAGGGGACAAGAGUGGACUAAUCCUCCUGUCCCUCAUUAUGUGCUUAAACCAGGAAUCCUUGGACAUGACUUUUCUUCCAUAAAUACACCCUGUCUUAUAUGAAAUUAACCAACCCAUCACAUGUAGGUUACAAAUCACAGUUCUUAGCUUGCAGCCAUUUUCACAGCUCCCCGAAAUUCACUCUCAUGGGAGAAGCAGAAGCUAUGGUUUAUGUUUUUCCACUCUUCAGGAAUUAAUCUGCUAUUGAUACCUAUAAACCGCUUGCAUAGUGCAUUCAUUA
Messenger RNA from Gopherus flavomarginatus (Mexican gopher tortoise), 2689 nucleotides. Its product is annotated as netrin-4-like. Gene Ontology annotation, cellular component: laminin trimer. Gene Ontology annotation, biological process: basement membrane assembly; substrate adhesion-dependent cell spreading; cell migration. The transcript is spliced from 10 exons. Bases 395 to 2308 code for a protein of 637 amino acids. NCBI's taxonomy places the organism in Eukaryota, Metazoa, Chordata, Testudines, Testudinidae. Gene Ontology annotation, molecular function: protein binding. The record is from RefSeq and is a predicted model, not a curated record.